Molecule: messenger RNA, 2679 nt
Organism: Candida albicans SC5314
Lineage: Eukaryota; Fungi; Ascomycota; Pichiomycetes; Serinales; Debaryomycetaceae
Exons: 1
Coding region: 1-2679 (892 amino acids)
Molecular function (GO): protein binding
Source: RefSeq, a predicted model, not a curated record
AUGGCAUCAUCGGAAACUUUACACACCUCCAACACUAGUGAUUCCCAUAUAACUCAAAAAAAGACCGGAUUUUUCAAUAAGUUGAUCAAAAAGUCUAAAGAUCUGAAGGGUCUGUCCAAAACAUUAACUCAAUCUGAAUUAAAGUCAAUUUCACUGGCUAGUCGGAGAUCGAGCAUCAAAAAUGGUAAACGAGAUUCUAUAUAUAGCAAACAAUUUGUUGAUGACGAUAACUCGUCGUUAUAUAAUGAUGAUAUGGAUGAUAGUACCUCGAUAAUAGACGAUGAGACUGAUGACUCCAUGUUUGAAACAGUAGACAAUUCGGACUCGCCAGCAUCUUUUGAGAAAAUUGUCACAGGUAAUAAUUCAACAUUUGAUAAUCAUACGCUAAGUGAAAAGGUCAUGUUUCCUGCCAGUACUGAGGGAUUGGAUAUGGAUAUCCCUAUUGAUCAAGAACCGCCGUACGUUGGUCUUACCUAUGAAUCAUUUCUUAGUCCCAAAUACGUAAAAACCACUCGCAGAAAUAAACAGAGUCCGAGGGUUGUGAAUAAUUUGUUUUUGGCCCAGGAAUUGAAUGUCAAUGAGACGGCUGUUAAUAGUGGUGACGCGGAAGCUGAAACAGAAGAUGAGCACGACGGAUUACUGCAUGAUGAAGAUUUCGGAGGAGACACCAGAAGAGAAAUAUUUGUCAUGGAGUUUAGCAAGGAUGGGAAAUAUUUAGCAGCAGCAGGAAGAGACUCUGUCAUAAGAAUAUGGAAGGUUAUUUCGUCUCCACUUGCAAGAAUGGAAUUCAACCAACUCGAGAAGGAGAAUGGCCAACCACUACGCAGCAACAAACGAGAUAGUGUUUUUGAUACAGCACCGGUGUUCCAUAGACAGCCAGUGCGCGAGUUCAGAGGUCAUUCCAGCAGUGUGUUGUCAUUGGCAUGGAGCAAAAAUAAUUUUUUGAUUACUGGGAGUAUGGACAAGACUGUCAAGCUAUGGCACGUAGAUCGUGACCGGUGUCUUCAGACUUUUGAGCACGAAGAUUUUGUAACUUCGGUAAAGUUUCAUCCGCUGGAUGACAGAUUCUUUCUUAGUGGGUCUCUUGAUAACGGGGUUCGUCUUUGGUCAGUUUUAGAAAACUCGGUUUCGUAUAGUAAGAACUUGGGCGAUGAAGUGUUGAUUACUGCAUUAGAGUUUUCGCCUGAUGGUCUACAUUGUUUUGUUGGCGGAUUCAAUGGCUCUUUGUUUAUUCUUGAAACCAAGGGAUUGUUUGAGGUAUUUAGAGUAGAGAUCAAAGAGAGAUCAAUAGUUCAUCCAUUUGUUAAUAAAAAUGGUAAUAAAAUUACUGGGAUCAAAGUUUUCGAUAACAAUCUAUAUCAGGGCUCAGGUGUACCGGGUCAAUUGGACAAGUGGACUGUUUUGGUCACAACAAACGAUUCCAAGGUCAGAAUCAUAACCACUACGCAAAAAAGAUUAAUAACAAGAUUCCGAGGACUAACAAACAACUCGUCGUCGAUUGUUGCCCACAGCAGUGAUGACCAAAAAUACAUUAUUUCUGGAUCUGAAGACCACUAUUGUUAUAUCUGGGAAAACAACAAUUCAAUUAUCAAUAACAAACUCAAACAAUCAUUGAAGGAGUUUAUGAUUGAUGGUAAACAACACAUUUCAGACUUUCACCACAAGCACGAAAAAUAUUCAAAGUUUGUAUCGUUGAACAAAUUUUUGAACAAGUUCUUAGAGGAAGAUAAAGAUCGAAAGUACGACUUUGUGGCCAAUGAAAAUAACAGCUACACCUGCUUCCAUGCACAUCAUUCUCGAUGCAACGUCGCUAUUUUUGCGCCUGAGUCCACCAAAAAGCAUUUAUUGUUAUCAGACGAUUUGAUAUAUGAUCUCAAAAGACGUGGGGAAAGCUGUCGAAUCAGCCCAUCAAGCUGUUUCACUUGCAACUCAAAGAACCACAAACUUGAGGAUACUGUUCAGAGUGGCGAUAUCAUUGUCACCACUGACCAGUUUGGUUUGAUAAGGGUCUUCAGACAGGACUGUGCCUAUGCCUACAGAAGGAUGUUUAUUGAUUUUUACAGAAAGGGACAAAUUAAAAACUGUAAUGAUAUUCAACUGAUUACCCAAUCAGAAAAGACAUUGCCUAUAAGAAGAGCCUUGACACGUCGUGACCGAAGUACCUCUCGUAUUAGAGCUCCCAGCUUGAGUCCAGUACGACAGAGUGAGAAUUCGAAGAGUAUUAGAAACAUAUUGGCAUCAAAAAUCAACUCCUCGGUACCCUCCACACCCUCAUCGGAGACGUCUUUUUCAAGCACGAUCGGAAGUUCCAGUAUUGAUACACGGCAUUACCCUGGAGUAGCUGUACUUCCAAAGAAUCCAAUGUUGAGUAUAUCUGCAGCAGCUAGAAAUCCACUGUUUAUGCAGCCAGGUGUUUCAGUACCAAUAGACCACGAUAAUGUAGUGGAAGCAGACAGAACAGGAAGUGAUACCACGUUAGGUGCAGAAUCUGGUACGCAGACUCCCCAGCCUACUUUAAAUCAAGAUGAUAUGCAAUCAAGUAGAACUUCUACAGUACCACAAAUAGUGUUCUCGAAAGAAUCAGAGUCUCCAGAUGCCACAAAUAACAACCAUCAUUCACAACUUGAAGGGGUAAAGAUAAAUAGUCAAUCACAAAGUCGAGGCAGAACCAAAUCAUGA